AUGGAAGGGGAUCGAGCAUCGUAUUCGACGUCCAACAGAAACUGGCAGCGUGGAAAUUAUCGGGUACGCGGCGGAAGGCGAAGAAAACGAAGACGGAAGCCGUGGGGCGAGAGGAUCGCGGACUGGACCAGGGCUCUGAUAGCCUUCCUCUUCAGCAACGUCGGUAUAGUGUGCCUGGUGGUCGGAUAUACCAUAGCCGGGGCCUUCCUCUUCACCCACAUCGAGGGUAGAAACAACCUGGACAUCGUCGGGAACGUGAUCAGGUUGAGGAACGUGACAGCUGCCACCCUCUGGGAGCUUACGUCCAAGACGCGUCCUGAAAAUCGAAUAAAAAAUAUGCAUUUUAAAGAGAGACUUAGAACCAACGAAAUUCUUAUCCUCUUUAUUUGCUUGGUUGGUCACGCGCAGGAGAACGUGUUUUCCGAGAGGAUCUGGAAAGCGAAAGUGAAGGCGAUCCUCGAGAACUAUCAAAAGAAAAUGGUAAUGGCCAUAAAGAAUGGCUACGAUGGCGGGGAGGAAAACAAAAGGUGGAGCUUCGCUGGAGCAUUUCUCUAUUCUCUUACGGUGAUCACUACUAUCGGUUACGGAAACAUUUGUCCAAAGACGAAAUGGGGCAAAGUGGUGACCAUAGUGUACGCCAUAAUAGGCCUGCCACUUUUCUUGCUAUAUCUAAGCAACAUCGGUGACAUUCUUGCGAAAAGCUUCAAAUGGACGUACGCUCGUUGCUGUCUGUGCAAAUGUCGCAGAAGGCCAUUAGAAACGAUGCCAAGAGGAAAUACUCGUGAUGACGCGGAUGUAAGGAGAAAUCAUUGGCAAAUGGUCGACAUAGAUGGAAGAGAAAUUGAUUCGUUCAGCGUGGACAAGAAUAUUUCCUUGGAAAAACACGAUACGAAAGAGGAAAAUGACGAUGACAGUAAUAGCAGUAGCUAUGAUCCUCAACAAGUCACUGUACCUUUGACGCUAUGUGUCGCCAUAAUGGUCGGGUACAUUUGGGCCGGAGCCAUCUUGUUUUCCGAAUGGGAAGACUGGAACAUGUUGGACGGUUCUUAUUUCUGCUUCGUCUCCCUGUCGACCAUAGGUUUCGGCGACAUCGUGCCGGGUGACAAAAUCUACGCGGCCCAGGGCCUCGAUUUAUCCUUCAUCUUCUGCUCCAUGUACCUAAUGCUCGGUCCACCACUUUUCCUAGAUACCAUCUACGACAAGGGCAACCUCCCGUAUAGAUCUUUGAGUCCACUGGACGAGUGUUUCGUCUCGUGUCCUGUUUGA
This is a messenger RNA of Bombus huntii, 1266 nucleotides long. RefSeq names its product TWiK family of potassium channels protein 18-like. NCBI's taxonomy places the organism in Eukaryota, Metazoa, Arthropoda, Insecta, Hymenoptera, Apidae. Gene Ontology annotation, cellular component: membrane. Gene Ontology annotation, biological process: potassium ion transmembrane transport; stabilization of membrane potential. The record is from RefSeq and is a predicted model, not a curated record. Gene Ontology annotation, molecular function: potassium ion leak channel activity. The coding region runs from base 1 to 1266 and encodes 421 amino acids. The transcript has 7 exons.